AUGAAACUCGGAAUCAAGGCGAAAACGGGUCUCGGCCUUGUUGUCGCGUACACAGCGUACUCAACGUAUGUGCAUUUACGCACCCAUUACGAAAUCAACGAUCGGCUGGACAAGAAACUGAAAUCCACCGACUUUGGACUCAGCUCCAACGUUUCUCUUCGAGACGGUAUCCCUCCUUCUGUGCAGUUUCGACCCAUGGUUGUCGGAGGCAAGUUUGUCAAUCCCUUCAGCCAAUACCGACACCAGACUCUUUUCGAGUUUGUGUACUGCAACAUUGUCAACCUAUUCCACUUGACUCCCCGAGGAGGUCUCCCCAAGGACCCCAAAGAGCUCAAGAAGCUGCUCCCCAGUGUGACCCCCGACUUCCAGCUGCUAUCCGAGCCCGUCAAGCAGGUCUCUGCUCUGAUCCCCUGGAAGCCCAAGUCUUUCAUUCCCAAACCGCAGGAUCGAAUCACCCUCACCUGGAUCGGACAGUCCUGUGCGUUUGUGCAGCUUGGAGGACUCAACAUUCUCACCGAUCCUUUCUUUGGUGACCAUCUGGUCACAUCGUGGAUGGGCCCCCAGCGACUUUCGAAGGCCCCCUGUCAGUUUGAAGACCUGCCCAAGGUCGACAUUGUUUUGGUGUCACAUGACCAUCCCGACCAUCUGGAGGUGGACACCGUGAAGAAGAUUGGAAACUCAGCUCUGUGGGUCGUGCCUCUGGGUGUGAAGAAAUUUCUGGCUAAAUACGGCGUCUACAACGUUGCCGAGCUCAACUGGUGGGAAACCAUGGGUCUCGAAACCCCGAAAUCGCAGGAACUGGGCGAGAAAUGGACCGUGGCAUGCACUCCAGCCAUGCACUGGAGUGGCCGAAAGAUGUACGACGCCAACUCGACUCUCUGGGGCUCUUUUAUGGUCAUGAAGGACGGAAAACCCCACUUUUUCCACGCAGGAGAUACUGGAUACUCACCAGAGCUGUUCCGAGGAAUCAAGGAGGAAUACGGACCCGGGUGCAAGCUUGCCAUGCUGCCCUGUGGCGCUUACAAGCCCAGAUGGCAUCUCAAGAGUCAACACAUUGACCCCCAGGAGGCCGUUAACGUAAUGAAGGAUCUGGAGGCCAAGAAUAUGGUCGGUGUGCACUGGGGAACGUUCAUUCUCAGUGACGAGAAGUUCACAGAACCCCGAGACUCGCUGCACAAGAUUGCUGAGGACGCUGGGGUCGGCAACUCGGUUCUGGCUCCCAAGUUUGGACAGACACUGGUAUUCGAUACCGGUGACGGCAAGGGUGGAAGCCAUCCUCCUGAGGAGAUUAGAGAGGGCAAAGCGCUACUUUUUAGAUGA
Molecule: messenger RNA, 1320 nt
Organism: Yarrowia lipolytica CLIB122
Lineage: Eukaryota; Fungi; Ascomycota; Dipodascomycetes; Dipodascales
Biological process (GO): N-acylphosphatidylethanolamine metabolic process; N-acylethanolamine metabolic process
Cellular component (GO): membrane-bounded organelle; cytoplasm
Molecular function (GO): zinc ion binding; N-acylphosphatidylethanolamine-specific phospholipase D activity
Source: RefSeq, a predicted model, not a curated record